AUGCGGAAGAGCUGGGCCUGCUGGAGCGGAAGUGACGCUUCCGUAGGCUGUAGCAGCGGCUGCGGCUGCGGGAGAAGGAGGAGGAGGAGCCGGAGGAAGAGGGCUGCCUCUGAAGAAAGAAGAAUGGCGUUCAGCAAAGGAUUUCGAAUCUACCACAAAUUGGAUCCCCCACCGUUCAGCCUCAUAGUGGAAACUAGGCACAAGGAAGAAUGUCUCAUGUUUGAGUCUGGGGCUGUGGCUGUGCUCUCAUCUGCAGAAAAAGAGGCAAUUAAAGGUACAUACACCAAAGUAUUGGAUGCGUAUGGACUUUUGGGAGUUUUACGAUUAAAUCUUGGUGAUACCAUGUUGCAUUAUCUGGUCCUAGUCACUGGAUGUAUGUCUGUUGGGAAAAUUCAGGAAUCUGAAGUUUUCCGAGUUACUUCCACUGAGUUUAUAUCACUUCGAGUUGAUGCUUCAGAUGAGGAUCGCAUUUCUGAAGUACGAAAGGUUUUGAACUCAGGAAACUUUUAUUUUGCGUGGUCCGCAUCUGGAGUCAGCUUAGAUCUGAGUCUGAAUGCACAUCGCAGCAUGCAAGAGCUCACAACUGAUAAUAGGUUUUUCUGGAAUCAGUCUUUGCAUUUGCAUCUCAAGCACUAUGGCGUGAACUGUGAUGAUUGGCUGUUGCGCCUCAUGUGCGGAGGAGUAGAGAUUAGGACAAUUUAUGCUGCCCAUAAACAGGCAAAGGCUUGCCUCAUUUCAAGACUAAGCUGUGAACGAGCCGGGACAAGGUUUAAUGUCCGGGGAACAAAUGAUGAUGGUCAUGUUGCCAAUUUUGUAGAAACAGAGCAGGUUAUAUACUUAGAUGACUGUGUUUCUUCCUUCAUACAAAUCCGAGGAUCUGUUCCAUUGUUCUGGGAGCAGCCAGGGUUGCAAGUGGGAUCCCAUCGUGUUCGUAUGUCGAGGGGAUUUGAAGCCAAUGCACCUGCUUUUGACAGGCAUUUCCGAACACUUAAGGAUUUGUAUGGCAAACAAAUAGUAGUAAAUUUGCUUGGCUCUAAGGAAGGUGAACACAUGCUGAGUAAGGCUUUCCAGAGUCAUCUGAAAGCCUCUGAACAUGCCUCUGAUAUCCACAUGGUGUCCUUCGACUAUCAUCAAAUGGUUAAAGGAGGAAAGGCAGAGAAAUUACACAGUGUUCUGAAACCACAAGUCCAGAAGUUUCUAGAUUAUGGAUUUUUUUAUUUCGAUGGCAGUGAAGUUCAAAGGUGCCAGACUGGUACAGUUCGGACAAACUGCUUGGAUUGUCUGGAUAGAACAAAUAGUGUGCAAGCAUUCCUUGGUUUAGAGAUGCUAGCUAAACAGCUGGAUGCCCUGGGUUUGGCUGAAAAGCCCCAGUUGGUGACACGCUUUCAAGAAGUUUUCCGGUCCAUGUGGUCUGUGAAUGGCGAUUCAAUCAGUAAAAUAUAUGCAGGCACCGGAGCCCUUGAAGGGAAGGCCAAGUUAAAAGACGGUGCUCGCUCUGUUACCAGAACCAUUCAGAAUAACUUCUUCGACAGCUCCAAGCAAGAAGCCAUUGACAUUUUGCUCCUGGGAAAUACUCUAAACAGUGAUUUAGCUGACAAAGCCCGAGCACUUCUAACUACUGGAAGUUUGCGUGUUUCUGAACAGACAUUACAGUCAGCAUCUUCCAAAGUCUUAAAGAACAUGUGUGAGAAUUUCUACAAGUAUUCAAAACCCAAGAAGAUUCGAGUAUGUGUUGGAACCUGGAAUGUGAACGGUGGAAAGCAGUUCCGCAGCAUAGCAUUUAAGAACCAGACACUCACGGACUGGCUUCUUGAUGCUCCCAAGUUAGCUGGCAUCCAGGAGUUUCAAGAUAAAAGAAGUAAACCAACUGAUAUAUUUGCAAUUGGCUUUGAAGAAAUGGUGGAGUUGAAUGCUGGGAACAUUGUGAAUGCAAGCACAACAAACCAGAAGCUGUGGGCAGUGGAGCUGCAGAAGACCAUCUCCAGAGACAACAAGUACGUUCUGCUGGCUUCAGAGCAGUUGGUGGGUGUCUGCCUGUUCGUUUUUAUCAGACCACAACAUGCUCCUUUUAUCAGGGAUGUUGCAGUUGAUACUGUGAAGACUGGGAUGGGAGGUGCAACUGGAAAUAAGGGAGCAGUUGCAAUUCGAAUGCUCUUCCAUACUACCAGCCUUUGCUUUGUCUGUAGCCACUUUGCUGCAGGGCAGUCACAAGUCAAAGAGAGAAAUGAAGAUUUUGUAGAAAUAGCACGAAAAUUGAGUUUUCCUAUGGGAAGGAUGCUGUUUUCCCAUGACUAUGUAUUUUGGUGUGGUGAUUUCAACUAUCGAAUUGAUCUUCCUAAUGAAGAGGUUAAAGAGCUCAUAAGACAGCAAAAUUGGGAUUCUCUUAUAGCUGGAGACCAACUCAUCAAUCAGAAAAAUGCAGGGCAGAUUUUUAGAGGAUUUUUAGAGGGAAAAGUAACAUUUGCUCCAACCUAUAAAUAUGACUUGUUUUCUGAAGACUAUGACACCAGUGAGAAGUGCCGUACCCCUGCGUGGACAGACCGUGUCCUCUGGAGGAGGAGGAAGUGGCCUUUUGACAGAUCAGCUGAAGAUUUAGAUCUUCUGAAUGCUAGUUUUCAAGAUGAAAGCAAAAUCCUUUAUACAUGGACCCCUGGCACCUUGCUGCACUAUGGGAGAGCUGAGCUGAAGACGUCUGACCAUAGGCCCGUCGUUGCCCUGAUUGAUAUAGAUAUCUUUGAAGUUGAAGCUGAAGAGAGACAAAAAAUUUAUAAAGAAGUCAUUGCAGUCCAGGGUCCACCAGAUGGCACAGUGCUGGUCUCAAUCAAAAGUUCUGCACAAGAAAAUACUUUUUUUGAUGAUGCUUUGAUUGAUGAGCUUCUGCAGCAGUUUGCACACUUUGGGGAAGUUAUACUCAUAAGAUUCGUAGAAGAUAAAAUGUGGGUAACAUUUUUGGAGGGAAGCUCUGCCUUGAAUGUUCUGAGCCUAAAUGGUAAAGAGUUAUUAAAUCGGACUAUAACAAUUACUUUAAAAAGUCCAGACUGGAUUAAAAAUUUGGAAGAAGAGAUGAGUUUAGAGAAAAUCAGUGUCACGUUGCCCUCGUCAACAAGCUCCACCCUGCUUGGUGAAGACGCAGAGGUUGCAGCAGACUUUGACAUGGAAGGUGAUGUCGAUGACUACAGUGUUGAAGUAGAGGAGCUUCUUCCUCAGCAUCUACAGCCAUCCACAAGUUCUGGCCUUGGCACUUCUCCAAGCUCUUCACCCCGGACCAGUCCCUGCCAGUCACCUACAGUUCCCGAGUACUGUGCACCCUCUCUUCCCAUCAGACCCAGCCGAGCGCCAGCAAGAACUCCAGGGCCUCUGAAUUCACAGAGUUCGCCAGUGGACCCUCAGACAGCAGCCCAGAAGGAUUCUUCCCAGACCUUAGAGCCCAAGAGGCCACCCCCUCCCCGCCCAGUUGCUCCUCCAGCACGUCCUGCCCCACCGCAGAGACCACCUCCACCUUCAGGGGCUAGGAGUCCUGCACCUGCUAGAAAAGAAUUUGGAGGUGUUGGAGCCCCUCCCAGUCCUGGGGUAGCUAGGAGAGAGAUGGAAGCGCCCAAAAGCCCAGGAACAACACGGAAAGAUAAUAUAGGGCGUAACCAGCCUUCCCCUCAAGCAGGACUUGCAGGCCCAGGACCUGCUGGAUAUGGUACAGCCAGACCGACAAUUCCAGCUCGUGCUGGAGUGAUCAGCGCCCCUCAGAGUCAGGCUCGGGUAUCUGCCGGAAGGCUGACUCCUGAAAGCCAAAGCAAGCCCCCAGAGGCAUCAAAAGGUUCAGCUGUCCUUCCAGAACCGCUGAAGCCUCAGGCUGCUUUUCCUCUGCAGCCUUCUCUGCCCCCACCUGCUCAAAAGCUGCAGGAGCCUCUUGUCCCCAUGGCAGCACCCAUGCCUCCCUCUGGCCCCCAGCCAAAUUUGGAAACCCCACCACAGCCCCCACCUCGGAGCAGGUCGUCUCAGAGCUUGCCUUCUGACCCCUCACCACAGCUGCAAGUAAAAACAAAUGGAGUUUCUGGUAUCAAACAAGAACCAGCGUUGAAGAAUGACCCAUUUGAAGAUCUCUCACUUAAUCUGCUUGCUGUAUCAAAGGCUCAGCUGUCUGUUCAGAUGUCACCUGUCCUAACCCCAGACACAAAGAUGUUGAUUCAGUUGCCUUCUGCAUCGCAAAGUAAAGUUACCUCUUUGAGUUCUGUAAGUUGCAUGCCAACCAUGCCUCCAGUUCCAGCGCGAAACAAGUCACAAGAAAAUAUGGGGAGUUCUGCAAACCCAUUUCCCAGCCUGCCCAGCAGGAAUCCUUUUACAGACAGGACUGCCACCCCUGGAAACCCAUUUAGAGUUCCGUCUCAAGAAUCAGAGUCAACGUCUUGGCUAUCCAAAGAAGAGCCUGUUCCUAGCAGUCCUUUCCCUCCUCUCAUGCCUCUCAGUUGUGACACGAGCAAGCCUUCAAGUUCACUUGGUGGUUUUGAGGACAGUUUUGAUCUUCAGAGCCAGUCUGCAGUAAACACAAGCAACCCCAGAGGCUGGGUAACCUUUGACGAAGACGAUGGCUUUCCUACAACAGGAAAGUCAAAGUCACUUUAUCCAGACUUGCUGGGUAACGCACCAGCUUCAUUUGAUGAGGACUGGAGUAAAGGUACAGGUGUUUCUUUCUGUGUUUUGCCAGCCAGAAGACCACCGCCACCGCCGCCGCCUGUCCCUCUGCUCCCACCCAGCGCCAGCUCAUCUGCAGGACCUUGCACAACCCUGGCAUCUAAAGCAUCUCCCACAUUUGACUUCACAGAAAGAUAGUUAUGUGAUGGGAAGGAAGUUUUUGCUGGUUUGAUUUGGCUGUUUGCUUCUGUUUUGUCAGGGUAGAGCCAAGAGACUGGGGCAUUAGGUAUUCAUUAUGUGCAAUAAAUAAUCAUUAAGUGCACUGAUAUCUAAUCAAGUAUCACUAAAGGAUGUGGACAAAGCUGGAGCUUAUACAUCGGAAAUAACUGGAGUCUUGGUCUUUCUGUUCUGAUGAGUAGAAGAGAGCAGGAGCCAUUUAAAAAGUGCUUAAAACUACUUUAGAAAAUAGCCUUUACUCAGAAAUUCACAAAAAGCCCACACAUCUGUAGCUGACAGUACUGCCAGCUCAUUGUGGUGUUGACAAUUGGUAUUCAUGGAUAUUUACCAAAGAUCUUCCAGAGUUAUGGUGAAACAGGUCUGAAAGGCACUACCUUCAGCAAAAAGGUCUAUGUGUGUAUACAUUAUGUGUGCACUUCUGUAUGUAUGCACACACAUAUAAAUGCAUACAUUUACACAUUUAUAAAACUUAAGAUAUAAUUCAGAUCAAAUUUUACCUCACAGCUCUGACAAUGUCCUUUCUUCAACAUCUCAUUAUCAAAAAGAUGCUGCCAGCCAGCAUGCUUUGGAUGCUUCUACUAAUUGUACAUCCCAAAGUAGAGUAGUCACUUUACAGAACAGACAUUUCCUGUUCUUCUCCACCUUACCCUUCACACUCACCCUCACGGUACCUUCUUCCCUGUACCUAUAUUAUGCCUUUCUCUGGGGUUUACGCUUGGCAGUACAGACGUUGUGGUCAGUCAUGUGGACACAUACGCAAACAGUAGGCACAUGCCACCAAGUUCACCGGACAAUAUUGGAGCUGAUGGGCUCUCUUCUCUCUGUGUGGCCCUCUCCCUGCCAUACCCUUCUAUUGCCGCUUUGCCCUGGAGCUCUGCUUUCAGCAGGGAAGGCAGCUGUGGAGUGCUCUGAAUUGGGAACAUGACCCAUGUGUGUUCUCUCCCAUGUCAGAGGUACAGAACACAUCUGAUGCUGCUUUAAGGUUUAGAGGCUAUACCUCAAUUUAGCUGUGGAUUUUGUCUCCUGCACUGCCAGUAUGCAAUUGAUUUUGCUUUUAUUUUGUGAAGUACAUGGACUUUUUACAAAAAAAAAAAAAUCAAAAAAAAAAAAAAAACAACAACAACAAAAAAACCCCAUAGUAUUUUGAUAUCAUUAAGUAAGCCAGACAGAAAACUCCCUAAGCUACUAUUUGGUUGGUUGUCAGUUGAAGUUAAAAUCAUCCUUACCAUUAAGACUUAAUUUUUUUAAAUAUAUAAAAAAGUUAUGUGCAUACACCGAAGUUCCUCCGUCCACAUGAACCUGAAGAUGUGUAGUGUGAGAUUAGAAAGAAUUUAUGGCUGCCAUCACCUCCUUAUAGGACCACAGUAGACUGCGUUGCACUUGUAUCGUAGAGCAGAACUGUUAGGACAGAGCACCUUCGCAAAUGAUCAAUGUUAUCAAAACACUGUAUUUAUAGAAGACACCCUCUGCUGCAGCCAGAACUCACUGUUAGCAGUAACACCCGUGAGUUUUAUAUUGUGCUUGUUGGGGUUCUAACCAUUUCAGCAGUAGUAGCUUUUAAACUGCAGUAUUACAAUAGCAGUGUGCUUCAAAAUGUGAAUUAACUUGUUGAGAUUGUGGCUGUAACAUCUGUGUGACUAGUGUGUAAGGUAUCUGCUCCCCAUUAGCAAGCUAAUCCAUCUUAGAAAACUGUAGUGCAGAUCGUAGCCCUGAGCAGUGUCUCACUUGGUUAAACCACUGGAAGUCUGCAGAGCAGCAGCUCAGCCUGUCAAGAGGUCUGGCCCACUGCUGAAAGGCACAAAGGAAGUUAAAGUUUGCUACAAAGAACUUGAAAUUGUGUGUGAGUAUUUACCAGCUCUGGUCAAAACAGAGCCAAAAAUAGACACUAAGAAUCUCUGUGAGUUUCUGUUCUCUAUAGUAGAUUGCUGUUUAUAUGUAUGUAAGAGUUUUAUUGCUUAUGUGGCAUACAGUAUUUAUAACUAUAUACUUUAUAGAAGUACAGUAUUAAAAGUCAGUGGUAUACAUUCUGUACAUAUCCUGUGAAAUGUGCUGUUAUAUGGAAUAAACAUAUCUGUCU
Molecule: messenger RNA, 6940 nt
Organism: Psammomys obesus (fat sand rat)
Lineage: Eukaryota; Metazoa; Chordata; Mammalia; Rodentia; Muridae
Gene: Synj1
Product: synaptojanin 1
Exons: 32
Coding region: 1-4824 (1607 amino acids)
Biological process (GO): phosphatidylinositol dephosphorylation; brain development; synaptic vesicle endocytosis
Cellular component (GO): presynapse; perinuclear region of cytoplasm
Molecular function (GO): RNA binding; phosphatidylinositol-4,5-bisphosphate 5-phosphatase activity
Source: RefSeq, a predicted model, not a curated record